AUGUCUAAAGAACACGUUUAUAUCGUUGCCGCUGCCCGUACGCCUAUUGGCUCUUUCCAAGGUACCUUGUCGUCCCAGUCGUAUGUUGACCUGGGAGCCCACGCAGUGAAGGCUGCGUUGGCCAAGGUUCCUGAGAUCAAACCCACCGACGUGGAGGAGAUCUUCUUUGGUAACGUUUUGCAGGCCAAUGUUGGCCAGGCUCCUGCCAGACAGGUUGCUUUGAAGGCUGGGCUCGGGGAGAACACUCCUGCCACCACCAUCAACAAGGUUUGUGCCUCUGCUAUGAAGGCCAUUAUUCUUGGAACCCAACACAUUCUUACCGGCUCCGGCGAUAUUGUUGUUGCUGGAGGUGCUGAGUCGAUGACCAACACCCCUUACUACGUUCCUGCUGCGCGUGGCGGUCUUAGAUUCGGAGACGGAUCCAUUAUCGAUGGUAUUUCGCGUGACGGUUUAAACGACGCGUACGACGGAAAAGCCAUGGGUGUGGCAGCUGAAAAGUGUGCCGCUGACCACAACAUUUCCAGAGAGGAGCAGGACGACUUUGCCAUCCAGUCGUACAAGAAGGCCCAGAAGGCCCAUGCUAACGGCAAGUUUAAGGCCGAGAUCGCCCCAAUCACCAUCAAGGGUACCAGAGGCAAGCCAGACACCGUUGUUGAGAUCGACGAGGAGACCUCCAAGUUGAACGAGGCCAAGCUGAGAAGUGCCAGAACCGUGUUCAAGCAAGACGGAACCGUCACUGCUCCAAAUGCCUCUCCUAUCAACGACGGAGGUGCUGCUGUUGUUCUUGUCAGUGCCAGAAAGGUUGCAGAGCUGGGAUUGAAGCCAAUUGCCAAGAUCAUUGGUUGGGGAGACGCUGCACACGCCCCAGUCGACUUCACCACUGCCCCAUCUUUGGCUGUUCCUAAGGCCGUCAAGCACGCCGGAUUGGAGCUGAAGGACAUUGACUACUUCGAAUUCAACGAGGCGUUCUCUGUUGUUGGUCUUGCCAACGCCAAGCUUUUGGAUCUCGACCUGGCUAAAGUCAACGUCUACGGAGGAGCUGUUGCCAUUGGCCAUCCUUUGGGCUGCUCUGGUGCCAGAGUCAUUGUCACCUUGCUGUCUGUGUUGACCCAGGAAGGCGGCAAGUACGGAGCCGCUGGUAUUUGUAACGGUGGUGGAGGAGCCAGUGCUUUAGUUAUUGAGAGAGUGUAA
This is a messenger RNA of Ogataea philodendri, 1191 nucleotides long. RefSeq lists its product as uncharacterized. The transcript has a single exon. The record is from RefSeq and is a predicted model, not a curated record. The coding region runs from base 1 to 1191 and encodes 396 amino acids. Gene Ontology annotation, molecular function: acetyl-CoA C-acetyltransferase activity. Gene Ontology annotation, biological process: ergosterol biosynthetic process; fatty acid beta-oxidation. Lineage: Eukaryota; Fungi; Ascomycota; Pichiomycetes; Pichiales; Pichiaceae.